Molecule: messenger RNA, 2230 nt
Organism: Symphalangus syndactylus (siamang)
Lineage: Eukaryota; Metazoa; Chordata; Mammalia; Primates; Hylobatidae
Gene: FAM43A
Product: family with sequence similarity 43 member A
Source: RefSeq, a predicted model, not a curated record
GGGCGCCCUCCGGAGAUGCUGCCGUGGAAGAAGCACAAGUUCGAGCUGCUGGCCGAGGCGCCGCCGCGGCAGGCGUCCAAGCCCAAGGGCUACGCUGUGAGCCUGCACUACUCGGCGCUCAGCUCGCUGGCGCGGGCGUGCCCCGAAGGCGCGCUUAGUCGGGUGGGCAGCAUGUUCCGCUCCAAGCGCAAGAAGCUGCACAUCACUAGCGAGGACCCGACUUACACCGUGCUCUACCUGGGCAAUGCCACCACCAUCCAGGCGCGCGGCGACGGCUGCACCGACCUUGCUGUGGGCAAGAUAUGGAGCAAGAGCGAGGCGGGCCGUCAGGGCACCAAGAUGAAGCUGACGGUGAGUGCGCAGGGUAUCCGCAUGGUGCACGCCGAGGAGCGCGCGCUGCGCCGCCCGGGCCACCUCUACCUGCUGCACCGCGUCACCUACUGCGUGGCGGACGCGCGGCUGCCCAAGGUCUUCGCCUGGGUGUACCGGCACGAGCUGAAGCACAAGGCCGUGAUGCUGCGCUGCCACGCCGUGCUGGUGUCCAAGCCCGAAAAGGCGCAGGCCAUGGCCCUGCUGCUCUACCAGACGUCGGCCAACGCGCUGGCGGAAUUUAAACGCCUCAAGCGGCGGGACGACGCGCGUCACCAGCAGCAGGAGCUGGUGGGCGCCCACACCAUCCCGCUAGUGCCGCUGCGCAAGCUGCUCCUGCACGGACCCUGCUGCUAUAAACCGCCGGUGGAGCGCAGCCGCAGCGCCCCCAAGCUCGGCUCCAUCACCGAGGACCUGCUCGGCGAACAGCAGGAGCAGGAGCUGCAGGAGGAAGAGGAAGAGGAAGAGGAGCAACCCGAGGGCUGCCCGGAGGAGGAGGAGAACCGUGCGGCAGAGGGAGAGCCAGCAGAGGAGACCGAGGCGCAGCGGGCGCUAGUGGUCGCCAUGCACUUUGAGUGCGGGGACUUGUUGGACACCCUGGAGAAUGGCCGUGGGGAGGCGCUAGGAGGCGGUGGGGGCUCCCUGGGUCCGGGGGCCGGGCCGCCGCCUCUGCUGCUGGGCAGCGCCUCCGACAUGAAGGCUGAGCUGUCGCAACUUAUUAGCGACCUGGGCGAGCUCAGCUUCGGCAACGACGUGCGCACCCUGCAGGCCGACUUGCGGGUGACGCGCCUGCUGUCGGGCGACAGCACCGGCAGCGAGAGCUCCAUCGAGGGCGGGGGCCCUGACGCCACCUCCGCCACCGCCGGGGACUCGUCCGGCCAGGCCGACGGCGCCAGUGCAGACGAGUCCCACUCGGGCUGAGCUCUUCCGCGCGUCGCCGGCGCUCCACCAUGGCUAUUCAUCCGUGGUCCCGACAACCUCCCUGUCCCUUGCCCACCCCCAGGAAAGGGGAAAUGGGGCAUUUGGGGCCCGGACUUACACUUGGAGCCCAGGCCCAGCGUUCCCCCGACCGCUUCCCCCUACCUCCCGGCCCCCGCUCCCGCCCCAGCACUUUUGGUUCUGUUGCACGUGGGGAUGCGGGGAGAUGUGAGAGGGGAAAACCCCGCCAGGAGGGAGAGAGAGGGAACCCUCUGGGGUGCGGGUGAGGGAAGGCUGGCUGAAGUUCCUAGUCUCAGGCCGUAGGUGCCUGGCCAGUUUCCUGUUUGUGGGGCAGCUGGGGCCUGAGGAGGAGGGGUUCACUUCCUCCUCCCACCCCCUGGGAGCAGCCCUGCGCUGUCACUGACAUCUCAUUAAAAAAAAAAAAAAUUUGCUCUCAAGGUGUUUGAGGCUUUAAUGCAACCCUUUAGCCCUUCGUUCUUUUUGGUGCGAGAACUCCGGCUGUUUACCUCAGACUCAGACCCCUGAAAUUUUGCCAAAUUCCUCAAAUAACUGUUUGGGGGGUGGGGGGAGAUGAAAGAGAGUUGCAUUUUGUUUACAGUUAAAGACAUCUAAUAUCUUAAAAAGGAGUUUUCCUUUAGAAACACACACACACCCUUCCUCUUGCUCAAAAGAUCUCACUCCAUGAUACUGUGUAAAAUAUUUUUGCACUGUUGUGAAGUAUUUUUGACUUUUUUCUGUACAUAACUGUGUUCUCAGAGCUGAAUGUUUAUAUCUUUUGCUGUGCAAAAGAAACAUGUAAAAUGUUGUUCAGUUGUAUAUACAGAAAUGUGUAUAAAACAUUUUGUUAUUUUUUAAAAGUAGCACUGUUCUGGUUCUGUUUCCACGCCAGUGGGGAGAGAAUAAAGAGGAAAAUUUAACAGAA